Coregonus sp. 'balchen' is the source of this 2281-nucleotide messenger RNA. The record is from the annotation of a GenBank genome assembly. NCBI's taxonomy places the organism in Eukaryota, Metazoa, Chordata, Actinopteri, Salmoniformes, Salmonidae.
AUGAGGAAAGCAGACAAGAACAAGGACAACAUGAUGAAUCUGAAGGAGCUGAAACAUUUCCUCCGCCAGAUAAACAUCGAGGUGGACGAGACCUACGCUAAUAUGCUGUUUGCCGUGAGUGGAUAUCUGUUGGUCAUUGACUUACAAUGAGGUUGUUAAUGAUUUACAAUGAGGUUGUUAAUGACUUACAAAUAUGUAAUGAAUAACUUACAUUGAGGUUGUUAAUGAAUAACACUGAGGUCGUUAAUGACUUACGCAGGGUUGUUAAUGAUUUACAAUGAGGUUAUCAAUGGCUUACAGCAAGGUUUUUAAUGACUUACGAGGUCGUGAAUGACUUACAAUGAGGUCGUAAAUGACUUACAAUGAGGUCGUGAAUGACUUACAAUGAGGUCGUGAAUGACUUACAAUGAGGUUGUUAAUGACUUACAAUGAGGUCGUGAAUGACUUACAAUGAGGUCGUGAAUGACUUACAAUGAGGUCGUGAAUGACUUACAAUGAGGUUGUUAAUGACUUACAAUGAGGUCGUGAAUGACUUACAAUGAGGUCGUGAAUGACUUACAAUGAGGUUGCUAAUGACUUACAAGGAUGUUGUGAUAGAAGCUUACACCUGUACAUACAUGAUAGCUCUUAAUGCAGGUCUGUUAUGUUCCUGAAUGCAUAUCAGUUUCAUUUAAGAUUCCACCAGGUCUCAAAGCAUUUUCUGUAGUCUGAGGAGGAAGUCAACGUAUGUUGUUAGUAAAGUACUGUUUUGUAAAUGAUCUUGUCCUGUAGAAAUGUGACACGUCAAACUCGGGCACCCUGGAGGGUGCUGAGAUCAAACAGUUCUAUGACCUGUUGACGCACCGGGAGGAGAUCGAUGUGAUCUACAGGAAGUACGCCUCCACGGGGGGGCAGAUGAGCAUCAAGGAUCUGCUCAACUUCCUGCUGAACGAGCAGCGUGAGUCGGCCACCUUGGAGGACGCUGUCAGACUCAUAGAGAAAUACGAGCUGGACGACUCGGGUGAGAGAUGCUCUGUUUUUUUCAAUUUUACCCUUAUUGUACCAGCUAAGUUGACUGAGAACACAUUCUCAUUUACAGCAACAACCUGGGAAUAGUUACAGGGGAGAGAGGGGGGAUGAAUGUGCCAAUUGGAAGCUGGGGAUGAUUAGAUACUCUGGCACUGACUCAAUAUGAGCUGGAUGACUCAGGUGAGAGAUGCUCUAGUACUGACUCAAUAUGAGCUGGAUGACUCAGGUAAGAUAUGCUCUAGUACUGAGUCAAUAUGAGCUGGAUGACUCAGGUGAGAGAUGCUCUAGUACUGACUCAAUAUGAGCUGGAUGACUCAGGUGAGAGAUGCUCUGGCACUGACUCAAUAUGAGCUGGAUGACUCAGGUGAGAGAUGCUCUGGCACUGACUCAAUAUGAGCUGGAUGACUCAGGUGAGGACAGAUGUUCUAGUACUGACUCAAUAUGAGCUGGAUGACUCAGGUGAGGAGAGAUGCUGUGGUACUGACUCAAUAUGAGCUGGAUGACUCAGGUGAGGAGAGAUGCUGUGGUACUGACUCAAUAUGAGCUGGAUGACUCAGGUGAGAGAUGCUCUAGUACUGACUCAAUAUGAGCUGGAUGACUCAGGUGAGAGAUGCUCUGGCACUGACUCAAUAUGAGCUGGAUGACUCAGGUGAGAGAUGUUCUAGUACUGACUCCAUAUGAGCUGGAUGACUCAGGUGAGGAGAGAUGCUCUGGUACUGACUCAAUAUGAGCUGGAUGACUCAGGUGAGAUAUGCUCUAGUACUGACUCAAUAUGAGCUGGAUGACUCAGGUGAGAGAUGCUCAGUUCACACAAACAUGAAGUCACUGUAUCAGGAAGCAUAUCCUUCAGGAUGCAGUAUUGGAUGAUGCCGUUUAAUGGUGUUCUAGGAAUGGGCUAAAAUAGUCUAACUUUUUAUAUUUCUGUAGCACUUUUCCUUUAUAAGCUAAAUGAUAUAUAUCUGGGAGACCCAUUCCACAAGGCCAGUCUAUCCCCAAUCCCCUAAUUCAUUCUGUCCCCUUGUGUAACGCGUCGUUGUCCCCCCCCCCACCCGCCUUCUGUUCUACAGCAAAGCAAAUUAAUCACAUGACCAAAGAUGGCUUCCUGAUGUACCUGCAGCAGGAGGAGGGGUCUAUCUUCAACCCCGCCCACAAGGAGGUGUUCCAGGAUAUGAGCCAGCCAAUCAACCACUACUUUAUCAGCUCCUCCCACAACACCUACCUGAUGGAAGACCAGCUCAAAGGCCCCAGCAGCACAGAGGCCUAUAUCAAGUAA